AUGAUGUCCAUUUUUGCAUGCCUUGCUCUUCUUUUAUCUUCUGUUGGUGUUGCUGCUGGAUCAGUAUUCCAGGACAGUUCCGUUCUGCUUGCAAAACUGCGUCGUGCUAGCGACCUCUCCACCAAUCCUUCUUUGGAUGAGUCCCUCCUGGCCAUCCAGAUUGGCGGCAUCGUAGGUGCAUACGUGAUUUUUGUCGCAAUUCUUCUGACCCUACUGCUCUUUGUGGGCCGGCGCCUGCGAAGAACCGUGCAAUCAUCGAACUAUACGCUACAGGUUGAAAUGAUGAAGCCUGUGAAGCCCCCCAUUAGCAUGGACCCAAGUCCCGUCACUCCUACCUCCGCCAACCUCCCCAGUCCCGGCAGACUGAACAACUUCAGCAUGUCCUGGAGCAGUUUGACCAGAGGCCCCAGAUCCCAUACGCCUGGGAAUGGCAAUGUAGGCACCAUUGACGAGUCGGUAGUCGCGCAGGACCGGCGGAGAGCGCAGGAAGAGAUGGAGAUGCUCUAUGCGGCAGUCUUAGAGCACGAUGAGCAGAAAGCGGCCGCAGCGGCGGCGGCCUCUCGAGAAGACCAAGAGACCCAGUCGUUCGAGAGUGAACCAACCAACCCUUUCACCGAUCGAUCAUCGCAGGUAUCGGACGGUCCAUCGACUUUCCAGAGCAAAACCCCGAUGAGCCCGAGAAGCAAUUCGCGCCUGUCCAAGAUCUCAUCUCUCUCGCUGUUCAAUUCGAAUUCGCGCGCUCAAGCCAACAUGGGCAAGCUUCGUUCCCCUCUGUCUGCGCUUCGAAAGCUACCGAUAUCCUCCCCUGUAGGCUCUCCAGACGUGACUGCUUCCAAUUCAUAUGGCGAGGAACAACCACCGUUGACACCACGGGUCUAUCAUCCCCCUCCUCCACCGGCCCCUCCAGCCGCCAUCGCCCCGAGGCGACAUGAAAGGACCUCCGGGGGCGGGAGGGCGCCAGCUCCGGCACCACUAACGCUUUCCACGCCCGGUCAUGGCUCGUCCUCAUUGCCAUUCCGGGAUGCAUACCCUCUCCAGAGUGCGCCGGCCACAAAAACCACGGUGUUGGAGCGGCCGGAGAAACCCGUGGGGGGACCUCGGACGGGCCUACCAACCCCGUACAGUCCGUACAUGCCUUUUACGCCUGUGACGCCUCUCACUCCCAGUCGGAUAAUUACCAAGCGUCAGCGGAAGCGCGAGAUCCGGGAAAACGGGCUGCGGGUGCUGAAUGAGGACGAUAUGGUGCGAGAUGAGGAGGAUAUAUGGGGGUGA
Aspergillus tanneri is the source of this 1272-nucleotide messenger RNA. RefSeq lists its product as uncharacterized. The record is from RefSeq and is a predicted model, not a curated record. NCBI's taxonomy places the organism in Eukaryota, Fungi, Ascomycota, Eurotiomycetes, Eurotiales, Aspergillaceae. The coding region runs from base 1 to 1272 and encodes 423 amino acids. The transcript has a single exon.